AUGGAUUCGAAAUACGCGGAAUAUAAUGCAAUCGCUAUGCGUCGAACUGCAUUUUUCGCGAUUGCUGUUUCAACUUUUGCCACUUUAGCUGCAAUAAUUUUUAUACCUAUGCUUUACAAUUAUAUGUAUCACAUUCAGUCGUCGCUCGACAUUGAAAUCGAUUUCUGCCAACACAGAAUAUUUGGACUGAUGGAACAAAUCGAGAGAGUAAGUCCUAUUGUUAUUUUACAUUUGAAAGCGAAAAUCGAAGGGGAAUAUGAAUAUGCAGACACUGGGAAACAUGAAGAAAAUGAUAUUGACCAUGAGGAAGCGCCAUGUUGCAGUUGCAGAACUGGUUUAGCUGGACCUCCUGGGCAACCAGGCAUUGAUGGAACCGACGGGUCUACCGGACCGCCUGGUAUUGAUGGGAAACCUGGUGAAGAUGCAGCUGAAGUUACUCUUUCGAGGCUUCAAGAUUUUUGUUUUGAUUGUCCAACUGGGCCACCUGGUAUGCCAGGUAACCAAGGAGUAAAAGGACAUCUCGGUACAGUUGGUUUGAAAGGCCGAGAUGGACAACCUGGGUCAACUGGUCCUCAAGGCUCUGCUGGUUUACAGGGGACUUCUGGACUGAUUGGACCACCUGGUCAAACAGGACCAAAAGGCCUCGAGGGAAAACUAACUACGAUUUUUGGGCCAGCGGGACCACAGGGACCACCUGGCCUCCCUGGCUUGCCUGGUUUGGAUGGACAUAACGGCAUUGACGGCAGACCCGGGAGAAUCGGGCCAUCUGGCCCACAGGGCAACCAAGGCGUACCAGGAGUCCCAGGGCAGGAUGGUAUUGCUGGGCUUCAAGGUUCUGCUGGGGAUGGCGGUAAUCAUGGUUCAUGCGAUCAUUGUCCCAGGCCUCGAACUGCCCCAGGCUAUUGA
Messenger RNA from Dracunculus medinensis (Guinea worm), 906 nucleotides. The record is from the annotation of a GenBank genome assembly. NCBI's taxonomy places the organism in Eukaryota, Metazoa, Nematoda, Chromadorea, Rhabditida, Dracunculidae.